AUUCGGGCGGGCGUAACUCCGAACUUUUGUUUGGUGUGUUGUGUGAGUUAGUUUCCGCCGCCGGGACAGAGGCGCCGGCCGGGCUGGGCCGGGCUCAGGGAAGCGCCGCACGGUCGGAGUUGUUUUGCCAGUUACUGCGGCCGGGUCGGUUUCCCUGCAGAGGAGUGAGAAGCACCAGCGACAGCAGGACGAGCCGCGGCCCGGGGAACGGGGCAUGCGGGGCUGGGAAUCUGGGCUCUGAGUCGCCGAGCCCCGCCAGGGAAGCGCCGGGGGGGGUUGGGUCCCGACGGAGCCAUGGAUCCCGGGCAGCCUCAACCGCAGCAGCAACCGCAGGCAACGCAAUCCCCGGCCUCGCAGCAGCAGCCGUCGCAGCCCCCGGGCACGGUGUCGGGGACCCCGGCCGGCGCGGCACAGCCCCCAGGCGCGGGGCCCCCUCCGGCGGGGCACCAGAUCGUCCAUGUGCGGGGCGACUCGGAGACCGACUUGGAGGCGCUGUUCAACGCCGUGAUGAACCCCAAGGGCGCCAACGUGCCUCACACGCUGCCCAUGCGGCUUCGGAAGCUUCCCGACUCCUUCUUCAAGCCGCCCGAGCCCAAGGCCCACUCCCGCCAGGCCAGCACUGAUGCAGGGACAGCAGGAGCCCUGACCCCACAGCAUGUCCGAGCUCAUUCUUCUCCAGCAUCACUGCAGCUGGGAGCUGUUUCUCCAGGGACGCUUACACCCUCCGGAGUAGUGACUGGACCCGGAGCUCCAUCUUCGCAGCAUCUCCGCCAGUCUUCAUUUGAGAUCCCUGAUGAUGUACCUUUGCCGCCAGGUUGGGAGAUGGCUAAAACGCCAUCUGGACAGAGAUACUUCCUUAAUCACAUCGAUCAGACAACAACAUGGCAAGAUCCUCGGAAGGCCAUGCUUUCUCAGAUGAAUGUCACAGCACCCACCAGCCCUUCUGUGCAGCAGAACAUCAUGAACUCAGCAUCAGGCCCACUCCCCGAUGGAUGGGAACAAGCUAUGACCCAGGAUGGAGAAAUUUACUACAUAAACCAUAAGAACAAGACCACAUCUUGGCUAGACCCAAGGCUUGACCCACGCUUUGCCAUGAAUCAGCGAAUCAGCCAAAGCGCUCCAGUGAAGCAGCCACCCCCUCUGGCUCCUCAGAGUCCCCAAGGUGGUGUGAUGGGUGGGAGUAGCUCCAAUCAGCAGCAACAGAUGAGGCUUCAGCAGCUACAAAUGGAGAAGGAAAGGCUGAGACUGAAGCAUCAAGAACUGCUUCGGCAGGUGAGGCCACAGGCAUUGCGGAAUAUCAAUCCCAGCACAGCAAAUUCUCCAAAACAUCAGGAAUUGGCUCUCCGUAGUCAGCUUCCAACAAUGGAACAAGAUGGUGGAUCUCAAAAUCCUGUUUCAUCUCCUGGAAUGUCUCAGGAACUGAGAACAAUGACUACAAAUAGUUCUGAUCCUUUUCUUAACAGUGGAACAUAUCACUCCAGAGACGAAAGCACGGACAGUGGACUUAGCAUGAGCAGUUAUAGUGUACCCAGGACCCCCGAUGACUUCCUGAACAGUGUUGAUGAGAUGGACACAGGUGACAGUAUCAGCCAAAGUAACAUACCGUCCCAUCAGAACCGUUUCCCAGACUACCUGGAAGCCAUUCCAGGGACGAAUGUGGACCUUGGGACACUGGAAGGAGAUGGGAUGAAUAUAGAAGGAGAAGAACUGAUGCCAAGUCUGCAAGAGGCUUUGAGCUCUGACAUCCUUAAUGACAUGGAAUCUGUCUUGGCAGCCACCAAGCUAGAUAAAGAGAGUUUUCUUACUUGGUUAUAGGGGCCUCAGGGAGACUGAAUUCUAAAUCUGUGAAGGAUCUAAGGAGAUUAGGACAUCUGUAUCUGAAGUUCAGAGCAAGCCAGUGUGGUGCACUGUGGCUUGUGCUCAGAAAAAGUAAAUGAACAAACACUCAACGAGAUUCUUUCGUUUUGCUCUUCCUUGCCCAUCGCUGCUGUUAUAUAUUGCUGACUUUUUUCCACAGUUGACUC
Dryobates pubescens (Downy woodpecker) is the source of this 2024-nucleotide messenger RNA. It is a transcript of the gene YAP1, whose product is annotated as Yes1 associated transcriptional regulator. The transcript is spliced from 9 exons. The record is from RefSeq and is a predicted model, not a curated record. Gene Ontology annotation, molecular function: transcription corepressor activity; transcription coactivator activity; protein binding. Gene Ontology annotation, biological process: positive regulation of transcription by RNA polymerase II; hippo signaling. Gene Ontology annotation, cellular component: nucleus; cytoplasm. NCBI's taxonomy places the organism in Eukaryota, Metazoa, Chordata, Aves, Piciformes, Picidae. The coding region runs from base 295 to 1815 and encodes 506 amino acids.